CGUUGCCCUGUAUCCCCACCAGAAAAAUAUUGUUGUUUACGCUGCGGCGGCGCACUAACAACGUCGACGAGAUAGCAGGACGUUAUAUUCAAACGCGAAAAACGCUAGAAAAGUGGAAACCCGCGCUUUUUAUUGUUUCGUUUCCGUGUCCAGCCGAACACGCUCCGCCGACGUCCGGUCGAUCGUUUUGGUUUGUUUUUUUCGACAACACCGCCGCAGAAAAUCUUCCCGGGCCGAGUUUCGCUGUUUUUUGUUCACCUGCGCGUUUUCAAAUCUUGCGAGUUGUGACCAUCCCAGCCGGGCCGUCACGGUUGGAACUGCAACUGUUGUUCUCAAGUGAUACACCAUGGACGACUUUACAGAGCGCAUGUUGGAAAGGACACAAAGGCGUCAAGAACUACUUGCAUCCACAUUGUCCCAGGUAUCUCAACCAGUACUACCGCCUUCAUCAAGCAUUAUGGAACCCUCACCAGCAAUUCAGCAAUCACUUUCACCACCUUCACGUCGUCAACGACGUACUCGCCUCGCUGAACUUGCCAGCCAGGUGGAUCAAUGGUUGUCAGAUGAUCAGGACUUUAAACAAAAUGAAAAUAUUUCCAAUCCCACGAAGACAGUGCAAAGUAACGAAAGCCAAAAUGAAUCUAAAAAAUUGAUAAUUGUGUCUCCACAACAUACUAUUACAAAAGAUAUAAUUAAGACUAAUGAGAAUAAAUCAGCUGGUAUACAGCAACCAAAAUCACUGCAGUAUAGUAAUAAACUGAGGCAAUUACGCCAGCAGCAGCAGUCAGAUAAUGAAUCUCUGCCUCAAAAACAUUCACCAAAUCCCACAGCUACUACAUUGACAGUUGCACAACGUCGAGCAUUAUUUGAGCCAAACAAUGCUACUCAACAGCAGAGUAAAAAACCAAUUACCACUACUACUGUAACCAUAUCUCUGACCAAAACUACUCCUGCCACUGUCGUUACUAAAACUCCAACAACUGUUGACAAUGAAGCAACUGAAGAAUCUGUAGUAGAUGUUAUUAAAACGCCACCACGUCCUAUUCCUUGUAGUGCAUCUACUCCACCUUCAAGACGUGGCACUAGACCUAGGACAAGCUUUGGUGCUGCCGCAGCCUCAAAUAAUUUCACUGAACCGCAACGCUCUGUAUGGACUCCACCGUGUAUAAAAAAUGUUCUUCUAAAAAAGAAAUUGAUCAACGAACUGGAAGACGAUGAAAAAAUGCCUGAUAAUAGCUCAAAAGACACAGUGGGAAAGAGAAGUCCUUUUGAUAAAUAUAAUCCAGGUUGUAUAAAAUACAAGCCAGCUUCACCAUCUUCCAAUUUAUAUCCAGAUCUUUCUUUGAUAGCAAAUGAUGACCAUGAAAUCGAAACUUCAAUGACUCCAUUGGAGGUCCAAUCUAUGGCAUGCAAAAGACGCAGCAAUGGAAGCAGUGCUUUAAACACUUCUACUGCAUCUUCUGAAUCUGUACCUGAAGAAAGCGAUGAUGCUGAUAUUUUGGGUGCUAAACGCUAUCGGUGUCAGCAGAAAGAAAACAACCCAGACACAAUUGACGUAACUGCACUUCAAGAGGAAACUACUCAAUCCACUCCUGUUACAGGGUUUAAUACUACCCCUGGUGGCGGCCAUUGCUCUAUGCUAUCAAGCCAUGCAGGUAGUCCACUGUCUCAGGCUUGUUCUAGUUUUAUAUUCCAGCGUGGCAAUGAAAGUCUUUAUGGUAACAAAAGUUUUUCUACCUCAUUGGAGCAAAGACAAGGUUUAGAAGAUCAGCAAUUCAAUGUACGGGCCAAUCAAUUACCUGAAUCACGGCUCAUUGACAAAUACUUUGAGUUUGUGAACUCUGAUGGAGAAGAAGAAGCAGCGGAACUUAUUCCCAAUAAUGUCUUAUCGCCUGAUCGGUUAGGUCCUCGUGGCCGACUCCAGUUUGACAACAGCAAACAUAUUGUUGACAAUGUUGAACAUAACAAUAGCAGUGGGAGCAGCAGCAGUAGCAAUAGUGUUAAGCCAGCACUUGUACACACAGUUAGCACAUACCGUAAACAACAGCAACAGCUCCGAUUAAAUGGCGCAAAUUCUUCUAGCAAGCAACAAAUGAGAAUUCCAGAACGUGUAAAUGAAGAGCAGGAUGAAGAUACCGACGAAGAAGAGAUGCAUUUACAAGAGCUAGAAAAAGUAGCAGCACGGGCUAGAGACUUAGAACGAACGGUAGUGCCAGAGCAAGACCGCAUUAUUGAACAAGCCACCCAAGCUUUGAAUAUUUGCGAUGUAUACAGGCAAAAAAAUACCCUUCGCCCAGUGAUUUCUCAUCAAUUUUCCCCAGAGCAUGUUCAUGCUGAACGACUUUUGUUGAUAGCAGGCUUGAGACGAACAGACGCAGUUCGUGAGGCACAACGGCUUCGGGUUGAGCGCACAUUGUUACCAGGUGGCAUCAUGGGGGAAAGGUCCACUUACUUAAACACUCAUGGUGAUGGAAAGACUCUUGUUAUUCAGAGUCUGCGUGUUCCCAUAUUGUCAUCCUUAAACAGUGGUGGAAACCACAAUAAGAUUAAACAUAAUUCAGGCGAAGGAUUAGAAAACCUUACCAGAUGGCCUGGAGGGUAUAGGUAUUUUGUGUGUGCCAUCCGAGCCGUGGCUACGGUUCACCGGCCUCCAGUGACUGCUGCUUCCCGACCGGCUGAUGCGGUUGAAGAAUUAGUGCUCCGAUUCUCCAAUGAUGCUGCCACCUGUCAGAACAAGGAUGAAAUAAAUUAUGGAUAUGUUGAAUUCAUUACUAAAAAAAGAGUCAAAAACUCUGGUAGCCGAAAGUGUGCAGGUCCAACCGAAGCGGAGGGUGCUCCUAUAAUGAUCCAUGGAUUAGAUGACAGAGGAUGGAAAAUCACAGUUGAGCUAUAUGGUGUAUCCCCAACGGGUAUUGGGGAGAAUGACCUUCACAAUGGCGGUAAUAAUGUCAAGGAACACGAUACCCACGAAAAUAGGAGUGUAUUGGACAAGUUAUGGUCUACAGUCACUACCCCCAGUAAGGAAUCCAAAAAACACCAUGGCUCAACUGCAACAACCUGUAUUGAAUCACCAGGUGGACCAAUGGCUGUACGAAACACAGUAUUCCGACAACUUGGUUACUUUGUAUUUUCUGAUGGCCAGGUGGACCGCAAGCAGUUUACUUUGAAUAAGGUGCAUCAAUCUGGUUCAAGCAGUUCAAGGGCUACUUCAAAUGCUGCUGCAGAAGAAACGGUGCGCGUCCGCAUGUGCCUUCUGGAGGAAGGAGAGCAAUAUGAAGAUGACUUAGGUGGUAUACAUUUGGACAACAAAUCUUCGGAAACAAAUACAUAUGCCUCUGGUGGUAGUAAGGCAGUUCGGGCACAAAAAACACUGACAUUUCCAUCUGAGUGUAAACGAUUGGAAGGAUUUUUAACACUUUUUGACGAUCAUGAGUUGCGUUCACACAAUUUUGUAAGGGAGUCUCAGUGGCAACGUCGUGCGGACAUUGGUAGUGGGCCAAAAGGUGGCACCACUUCUUGGCGUCGUCUUUGGUUUCGGGCUGAAAUAAUUGAUGGAAAUCAACAAAAAUCUAUUAAUAUCAAUGAUGAAUCACAAGAACAGCAAAAUGACAACAAUUUAAAGCAGCAAACUAUAGUGUUGCGUUAUUGGAUGUACCCUGAGUAUGCUGAACAAGAACGAGAGCCAUUAGGUAGUAUAGACUUGAACUGCUGUCUACCGACACCGCCACUUGAGGAGAAAGUUACAACUACUAUCUCAGGUCAGCAGCAAAAACAUAAGCAGAAGCCAAUCCCUGCAGCUCCUGCACUUCCAGACCUAUGCACCCGACCAAACACUCUGCGUUUGAUUUUGUAUAAUGCUGGUGCUGCAUGUGAUAGCAUCAAUAGUGAAAAUAAUGAUGAUGACAAAACUCAUGAAGUACUGCUACUUGCUGCUGAUACAGCAGAUGAAAGGCGUGAAUGGUGUGAAACGGUAAAUGCAGCAGUGAAUGCUAUUAAUGAGCACCGUGAACAGAUCAGGUUAGUUUUGGCUACUCAAUUGAAGAAUAAACAAUACAAUAAUGAAAAGGAACAACAACAACUCCGACAUCAAAUUGAACAACGUACUGGUGCUUGGCCGACUACGCCAGGUGGUACACGCCAAUAUAGCAGUAAAAAAAAGAAGUUCUACAAAUAAUCGAUAACUUCAAAAUGUAUACCUCAAAUUUUUUAUAGCUCAUUUUAUUUGAGGUAUCUUAUUAUUCAUUAUAUAUUAUUAUUAUUAUUAUUAUUAUUAUUAUUAUUAUUA
Messenger RNA from Myzus persicae (green peach aphid), 4285 nucleotides. RefSeq lists its product as uncharacterized. The record is from RefSeq and is a predicted model, not a curated record. NCBI's taxonomy places the organism in Eukaryota, Metazoa, Arthropoda, Insecta, Hemiptera, Aphididae. Gene Ontology annotation, cellular component: actomyosin contractile ring. The transcript has 12 exons. Gene Ontology annotation, biological process: actomyosin contractile ring assembly; mitotic cytokinesis; septin ring organization. Bases 347 to 4174 code for a protein of 1275 amino acids.